AUAUCUUGGUUGAUCAUUGGCUAACUACUACAUUAUAUUGACCAAGUAUUAGGAAGCCAAAAAUAGCUUCACUUAAUUGGAUGAGUCAUGAAUGAGUGUGUAAGCUCCAAGAGGACAGGGACUUUGUUUUGCUCACCAAAGCGUUCCUAAUCCUUUGUCUAUUUGCUGAGUUCAACGUGCAUAUGAAUACCCAAUUAAUAUGAAGUAACUAUAAUUUUAUUGAAAAGAAAAAGUUAUCUAUCAGCACUUUUGAUCAUUGUUCAAUGCUUUGAGAUAGGAGGUGGCAGAACUAACACCUAUGGAUUAGAAAAUUAGGUUGUAAGAAAAAAGUAGAAUGGUGAGGUCAUACAGCGGUGUGAUGUCCAAAUCCCCCUUCAGGAAUGAAGUAUUUAUCCCUCCAUUUGUUGGAAAUGCUGUAAGAAGAUGGCAUCCACUGCCAACCCUCCUUGGGGACUGCUUCAGCGGAAUACACAGCUUGUCCAAGAUUGUGCCUCCUUCCAGAGCAGCCUAUACCCAAAGACUGAUCACACUGGGGUUCUGGUCUUGGCAUGUCCUGCUUCACUGAGACAUGGUGUUCUCCAUGUCCAAUCCUGCUUCUCUUCCUCACUUCCACAGGUGUUCAUCAUGAGAACAUCUCUACUUAAUGAGAUGCUCUAUGAAUCUCUAUCUCUGAGAACUAGGAGUCAAGCCUCCUAUCAAUUUCUUCAACUUUGUCAGGCUGCCUCAUGCAUGAGCCCAGGCAAGAAGAGAUCGGUGAGCCCAGUCACGAUUACACGUAUUAACAAACCAGUUCCCAAGUGCUCUGGCAGAUUUCUAACCAACCUUGCUUGGAAAACACCUGGUAAAACAUAUUUUCAUUCAACUUCAGGCAAUUUCAAAGCAGCUGAAAGUCACUUAAGUGGAAACCCAACUAUGAUGCUGCUUUUCAAAUCAAAAGAAAGACCUCAGCUACACAGGAUGUGGCAGAUUGCCAGGUGUUUAAUAUUCGAGGGCCAAGUACACUGUUGGGAGCAUCUUUACAUAAUUGACAAACCAAACCCAAAGUACCAAGGUUAACAAUUUGCUUCUCUUUGACCACAGAACUGGUAUUGUGAUAUUCCUCUACUGCAUAUAAAUCAUUUUCAUAGAGCCAUUAAAGGGUUGUUUUGUGUUUCUAGAAGACUAGCAGCAAGCCUCUGGGUAGCUGAGCAAUGUUAGAACAAGGUACAUAGUGGGUUUAGGGUCACUUUGGAGCCACCAAUUUUUUUUCUUCUUCCUUACUCCUGAGUCUGCCAGAUUAUUUUGCAGCAAGUGCUGUGUAUUUGAAUUCUAUGUGGACAAUAGUACAGACACGUGGUUUUCUCCACAAGGUCUUUGAUGGAUUGGAUUAAGACAUCAAACAUCAGCAUAUCUCCAGAUGUCACAAAAGCCUUGACAGAGGGUUUGCAAAUUGUUUUGCCAACCAUCUGGGCUGUGAAACAGACACAUCAGGUAGAGGAUGUCACAUGAGCCAAUCAGCAUUUUCACAAAUCACUGGCAGUCAGAGGUCGGGGUGCCUCAUUUCUCCCUGUGUAUGCACCACAAAGCACAUAAGUGAUCUGUUAUCAGAGGAGUGCCAGAAUAGAAAUAAUUCAAAAAUGAAUAAUCCCAACAACA
Messenger RNA from Felis catus (domestic cat), 1635 nucleotides. RefSeq lists its product as uncharacterized. Lineage: Eukaryota; Metazoa; Chordata; Mammalia; Carnivora; Felidae. The transcript is spliced from 2 exons. Bases 424 to 1056 code for a protein of 210 amino acids. The record is from RefSeq and is a predicted model, not a curated record.